Messenger RNA from Closterium sp. NIES-67, 2309 nucleotides. NCBI's taxonomy places the organism in Eukaryota, Viridiplantae, Streptophyta, Zygnematophyceae, Desmidiales, Closteriaceae. The record is from the annotation of a GenBank genome assembly.
AUUAUUUAGUGCCAUUAUCUUUAUCCUUUUUACGCGUCGUCGCAUUCGUCGCAUGUUGGAGUUUGCCGCCAUCAGUCGAGCGUCGCGAUGAAUCUCAGCCUGCUAGAUCCGUUUCAGAACGACUUUCCCGAGGUGAUCGAGGAGUAUUUGGACCACCGCGCCGCCAAGUGCAUCGCCUUCAACCGCCGCGGCACGCUGCUCGCAGCGGGGUGCGCGGACGGCGUGUGCGUCAUCUGGGACUUCGACACGCGCGGAGUGGCCAAGGAGCUGCCGCUCCCCCCGCUCCACCCCGCGCCCCCCCGUGACACCCCCUCACCCGCUACUGUGCACUCGCCAUCCGCCACGCCCUCCGCCGAUCCCCCUGCCGCCGCCCCCAUCGCUGCCCCCCCCGCGCCGCCGUCGCUCGUGACGAGCGUCGCGUGGUCCAAAUGCGGCCGCCUGCUGCUCGCCGCCUACACCGCCGCGGGGCCCUCCUCUCACGCCCACGCCCACUCCCCCGUGCAAUCGCAUGCCCCGCCGUCCCCCCACCGCGUGGUGCUGUGGGACGUGGCGGCGGGCUCCCCCGUGGCGUCCGUGGCGCUCCCCAAGCCCGCGCUCCACGUGCGCCUGCACCCCUCCCCCUCCCCCUCCCUCGCGCUCAUCUGCCCCAUGGGCGCACCCCCCGCCCUCCUCCACCUCCCUUCCGGCGCCCUCCGACCCCUCCCCGCCUCCCCCAAGGCAGAUAGCUCCGCGGGCGGAGGAGGGAAGGGGGGAAGGGGCGGGUGGGGUGAGGCGGGGGCAGGGAGUCUGCCGUGGCCGGCGCUGUUUGACAAGAGCGGCAGCCUGGUGCUGGCGGGCGCGCCCUCAGGCCACAUCCUCGUGGCGUCCGUGCCCGACGCCACCCUCAUUGCCACCAUCCCUGGCGUCCCCUCCUCCGCUGGCAGCAGCAGCGGCAGCACGGCAUGGGCGGCGGCGUGCAUCCGGCAGCUGGCUCUGAGCCGCAACGGGCGCUUCCUGCUCACCAACUCCACCGACCGCGUCAUCCGCGUCUUCACCCUCACCACCGCCCUGCACGGCGACAACAGCAGGGCAGGGGGGAGUGGCGCCAGUGGGGUUGCUGGGAGUAAGAAGGGGGCGCAGCAGAACGGGGGGAGAGACAAGAGCGAGGUUGGGGAGUCAGACAGCAGUGAGGGCGAGGGCGGGCGAGUAGGGGGCGCGGAGCAGGGCAGUGCAUGGCCGACCGCGGGGGACAUGGUCCCACAGGGCAAGCGGCAGGUGCUGGUGUCGCUGGCGUUCCUCAAGGAGUACCAGGACGCGGUCAACCGGGUGCAGUGGCGCAGCGCCUGCUUCAGCGGCGACGGCGAGUUCGUGGUGGGCGGCGUGGCGGCGCGCGGCGAGCACAAGAUCCACAUCUGGAACCGCGCGUUCGGGCAGCUCGUGCGCAUCCUCGAGGGCCCCAAGGAGGCGCUGGCGGACCUCGUGUGGCACCCCACGCGCAAGGUGAUCGCAUCGCUGUCGGGCGCCGGCACCAUCUACCUGUGGGCGCAGGACUACCGCGAGAGCUGGAGCGCCUUCGCGCCCGACUUCCGCGAGCUGGAGGAGAACGAGGAGUACGCGGAGCGCGAGGACGAGUUCGACGCCUGGCCCGACCCGCGGCUCAGCCAGCCGGGGGCGCACGGCAGGGAGGAGCAGGCCUGCGCGGUGGAGGAGGGCGAGGUGGACAUCGAGACGGCGGAGCGCGUGGCGGCCUACAGCGACUCCGACGACUCCACCGACGCCCUACUCUUCCUCCCCACGCACCCCCUCCCCGCCCCCACGCCCGCUGCUGCUGCCACCCCGCCUGCUGCCAAUGGAGCUGCCGUGCCGGCAGACGAGGGGCAGCAGGGGGCGGGCAGGGGGCGGAAGAGGGGCGCAGAGAGUGGGGGGGAGAGUGAGUUGGAGGGGGAGGAAGGGGAGGGGCAGGACAGUGGAGGGGCGGGUGCAGACAGCGACUCAGACGGGCGGUUGCCGUCGGGGCGGGGCAGGCGGCGGCGGCGGCUGUCAGAGAAGGCAGCAGAGCUGGUGGGGGGCGGGAGGAGGGAUGGCAGGGGAGAGAGGAGGGAGAGGCUGGGAGAAAAGAGAGGUGGAGGGGGGGAGAAGAGCCACCGAAGGGGCAAGGGCAGGGCAAAGAGGGAGAGAUAGCAUCAUAGCAUGCAUACAAUGGGUAUCAGAGCGUGGUGUAUGCGAUCGCACUCGUGUGGUGUUGGUGGUGAUGUGAUUGCAUUGUUGCGCUGUGCCGAGGAUUGGCCUGAAAUUCUUUUGGAAUGCCACCCAUUAGUGAGUUGAAGCUG